Pyrenophora tritici-repentis Pt-1C-BFP is the source of this 1068-nucleotide messenger RNA. RefSeq lists its product as uncharacterized. Gene Ontology annotation, biological process: G1/S transition of mitotic cell cycle. Gene Ontology annotation, cellular component: cytoplasm. NCBI's taxonomy places the organism in Eukaryota, Fungi, Ascomycota, Dothideomycetes, Pleosporales, Pleosporaceae. Gene Ontology annotation, molecular function: protein serine/threonine phosphatase activity. The record is from RefSeq and is a predicted model, not a curated record.
AUGCCAAAGGACAACGACGUCCCACAGCCGGGUCCCGCGCGCCUGGCAAAGGGGGCCGGCCCUGAUGAAUGGCUAGAGCAGGCCAAACAGUGCAAGUACCUGCCAGAGGCCGACAUGAAGCGGCUGUGUGAGAUUGUAAAGGAGUGUCUCAUGGAAGAAUCAAACAUCCAGCCUGUACGAACACCCGUUACAGUAUGCGGUGACAUUCAUGGCCAAUUUUACGACCUUCUCGAGCUCUUCCGCGUUGCUGGAGGCAUGCCUAAUGACGCGCCUGCCGCUCCCCUCGCGCCGCCAGUCACAUUACCAGCCACAAUCAAUCCCGCUGACCUCGAGCCGCCUACAAUUGGCGGCAACGGCCAGCAAAACUUCAUCUUCCUCGGUGACUUUGUAGACCGAGGUUACUUCAGCUUAGAAACCUUCACUCUUCUCAUGUGUCUCAAGGCCAAAUUCCCAGAUCGCGUCACACUUGUUCGUGGAAACCACGAGUCGAGACAAAUAACCCAAGUAUACGGCUUCUACGAAGAGUGCCAAACAAAAUACGGGAAUGCUUCAGUAUGGAAGGCAUGCUGUCAAGUCUUCGAUUUCCUUGCACUCGCUGCCAUUGUGGAUGGCAAAGUGCUUUGUGUGCACGGCGGAUUGAGCCCGGAGAUCCGGACAUUAGACCAGAUCCGUGUCGUUGCGCGAGCGCAGGAGAUUCCACACGAGGGAGCCUUUUGCGAUCUUGUAUGGAGCGACCCCGAAGACGUAGAUACAUGGGCAGUAUCGCCCCGAGGUGCUGGAUGGUUGUUCGGAGACAAGGUGUCAUCGGAGUUCAACCACGUAAACGGCCUGCAGCUCAUCGCACGAGCGCAUCAGCUGGUCAAUGAAGGCUACAAGUACCAUUUCAAAGACAAGGACGUCGUGACGGUUUGGUCCGCCCCAAACUAUUGUUACCGCUGCGGCAACGUUGCAUCCAUUAUGAAUCUAGGCGAGGAUCUCAAGCCAGAAUUCCAAAUCUUCUCCGCCGUUCCCGACCACAAGCGCGCCGUCCCCGCAGGUCGUGGAGGCCGAGGAGAAUAUUUCCUGUAA